GUGAGCUCACCGGAAACACACGAAGAAGAACGCAGCUCCACACGUGCAGACAGGAACAGAGAUUCUCCGUGAGCCUGCUGAAGAUGGAGGACGUGAUCAAGCUGCCGGGGACGGAGGACGGGAAAGCGGCCCGGAAGAGGACUCGAGCUCCGGAGGUGGACCCGCAGGAGGAAGAGGAGACGCGGCGGGCCAACGCGGAGAGGCUGUCGGUGCUGGGGGGGGAGGACGCCUCGGUGAGGCUGCUGGAGGAGCUGGUGUUCGGAGCCGAGGAGGAGCUGCUGGAGAGACUCGUGGAGGAGGACGAGGAGGAGCAGGCCGGAGCCCUAUUGGUGGAGGACGGAGACCAUGUGUCAUGUGACUCGGAGGAUGACGGCGGUUGCGUGCAGAUCAGAGAGGCUGCUUGGGUGGAUGAGGAUGACGAGCAGGAGGAAGAGGUGGACAUGAAGCAUCGUUACCGCAAAGACCUGAUGAAAGGAGAGGCGGAGUUAACGAUGUCCAAUCAGAAGCUGCAAGAGAGGAUGAGAGCGCAAUUUCAGAAGGUGAUGGGAGGAGCUCCGUCGUGGGCCGACAGCAACGCCAAGAAGAAAAAGAAAGCAGCAGCAGCAGCUGAUGAUGAUGAUGAUGAGGAGGAGCUCACGAGGAGGACGGGGAACUUCGUGGCGUCUUCAGAUCGUUUACCCAGCGGCAUCCUGAGAAUGAAGAAGUGUCUCCACGCUAACUCCUCCCGUCCUUCGGAGGACCGACUCAGCACCGUUCAGUUCCACCCCUCCGCUCAGGUGGUCUUGACGGCCGGCCUCGACCAAUCGGUGUCCCUCUUCCAGGUGGACGGGAAGACGAACCCAAAGAUCCAGAGCAUCCACUUGGACCGGUUCCCGGUCCACAAGGCCCAGUUCAGCCUGCAGGGGGACACGGUGAUCGCCACCGGCCUGAAGAACAAGAUGUUCUACCUGUAUGACAUGAUGGAGGGCCGGGUCACACCUGUGCACAACGUCAGAGGUCUCAAUGAGGCGCGGGUGAAGGAGUUCUCUGUGCGUCCUGACGGAGGAGAACUGCUGCUGACUGGAACCAGCGGAUACCUGCACCUCCUCACGCUCAAGACGAAGGAGGUCGUUCUCAGCUUGAAGGUCAACGGCGACGUGGUGGGCUCGUCCUUCUCUCAGGACGGCAGCAAAGUCUUUGCCAACUCGGAGGACGGAGAGGUGUUUGUGUGGGACAUGCGGAGCAGUCGCUGCCUCAGCAGGUUCACAGACGAAGGAUGCGUCAAAGGGACGUCGAUCGCCACCUCGCCUGAUGGACAAUAUCUGGCCUGCGGCUCUCAGUCGGGCGUGGUCAACGUGUACUCCCAGGAGGCGUGUUUGAAGUCAACGCAUCCCAGGCCUCUGAAAGCAGUGAAGAACCUGCUGACCUCAGCGACCUCUCUGACCUUUAACCCCUCCUCCGAGAUCCUGGCCAUUGCCUCGCGAGCUGAGGACGAGGCCGUACGCCUGCUCCACCUACCCAGCUUCAGCGUCUUCUCCAACUUCCCCGUCUCCAAGAGGAAGAUCAUCUAUCGAACCAGCUGCCUUGACUUCUCCCCUCACAGCGGCUUCCUCUCACUGGCUAACAACAAGGGACACGCCCCUCUCUUCAGGUUGCUUCAUUACAAAGACUUCUGAGGAGGACGCGUCUCUUAUUUUAUGCAGAAACUCUAUUAAAGAACUGAAACAAUU
Messenger RNA from Gasterosteus aculeatus aculeatus (three-spined stickleback), 1709 nucleotides. Lineage: Eukaryota; Metazoa; Chordata; Actinopteri; Perciformes; Gasterosteidae. The record is from RefSeq and is a predicted model, not a curated record.